AUGCCUCUACUGCAGGAUAAUGUGGAAAGAGCUGCCAGUAUACUCCAAAAGCGGUACAAGGAAGGGAAAUGCACGGAUAUUCAAAAUCUAUACCGAUGCAUCACGGUUGAUGUGAUUUCUAUGUCUUUAUUUGGGAGUACUGAAGAUCUUAUCGGCCAGCAUGAGAAUGAUAUCUACCCAUCUAUCUUGGCCACUCUUGACAUCUUCUCCAAGAACUUAUGGCUCCUGAAGCAUAUCCCAAUCCUCGCAAAAAUUGCCCUCAACUUACCUGAGAAGUACUCCGAGAUACUAGCUCCAGGCUACCAAGGGUUCCGAAACCACUGUCAGAAUUGGAUUAAUAUGGUCAAGGCCCGCCGUGAAAAGGGUAUACUUCAAACAGAGGAUGGUAGAAUUACUGUCUUUGAUUUGCUUCUUGAGCCAAAUGAUGAAAAGAGCUACCAGGUACCCGAUAUGACUGGCCUGGUAGACGAGGCAUUCUUGUUUGUCAUCGCUGGCGCUGAUUCCACCGCUUACACCACGGCCUGCGCGACCUAUUACAUCCUGACUCACGAAGACAUCUUGUCAAAACUCAAGACCGAGCUCAGCGGGAUUCCUCGCCAUGACAACGGCCGUCUGGAUUGCAAGAAUAUUCAAUCGCUCCCAUACUUGACCUGCGUUGUUAAAGAAAGCCUACGCGUGGCUUCCGCCAUCCCAGGGUUAUUGCCCAGGGUUGUCCCUCCGCAGGGAGUUACAGUCCAGGGAAAGUAUAUUCCGGGAGGUUCUAUCGUCUCUAGCGCUAUACGCACCGUCAGUGAUAAUGCUGAGCUGUUUCCUGAGCCACAGAAAUUCAAGCCUGAGCGAUGGCUGGGCGACGAGGGCAGAGAACUUGAACGCUGGAAUGUUGCGUUUUCCAAAGGUCCGCGUGCAUGUAUCGGGAUUAAUCUUGCUUACAUGGAGAUAUACAUCAUCUUGGCGACUUUCUUCGCGGAUUUUGACAUGUCGCUUCAUGGGACUGAUGCGAAGAGUAUGGAGUGGCGAGAUUACGGAGUAGCGAAGAAUAAGUCCAACGUCACGGUCAAUGCCAGACCGUUAUGGUUGUAG
Messenger RNA from Penicillium pulvis, 1080 nucleotides. RefSeq names its product cytochrome P450. Lineage: Eukaryota; Fungi; Ascomycota; Eurotiomycetes; Eurotiales; Aspergillaceae. The transcript has 6 exons. Bases 1 to 1080 code for a protein of 359 amino acids. Gene Ontology annotation, molecular function: heme binding; monooxygenase activity; iron ion binding. The record is from RefSeq and is a predicted model, not a curated record.